Phytomonas sp. Hart1 is the source of this 1020-nucleotide messenger RNA. NCBI's taxonomy places the organism in Eukaryota, Euglenozoa, Kinetoplastea, Trypanosomatida, Trypanosomatidae. The record is from the annotation of a GenBank genome assembly.
AUGUUCACCCAUCGCCCUGUUCGUCUCAUGCGGGUUUUGUGUCUCACGAUGAUCCCGGGCGGGGGCGCCCUGACCCCUGCGCUCAUCCGCCUGGGCUACACCCCUUAUCACCUCCUGCGGUGCUUUCAGGACGGCAACGCCAGCUCCCACACCACCGCCUGGGCCGAAAUGCUAAAGGGCGACCUCGCCUUCCAGGGAAAGCGGUUCGCGACCUACGACAGCCUCGUUGGGCCCCCGACGACGCUGCUUUAUGAUUCUAUCUUGCGAGACUGCCCGGGCUAUACGAAAGUGGUGCUCGUUGUGGAGCCGCGGAAGGAUCAAUGGGCGGAAGAGUAUGAUAAGUGUAUGGAAACACUCCGUGGGCACCUGCGGCGCCUCGGGAACUUGAAAAAGUUUAACGCAGCGUUUAUAGAUCUGAUUGAACAAAUGGUGGUGCGGGGAGGGGGGGAUCAGGCGGAUUUCUCUUCCACGUCUCUUUCCAACAACGAUUUCAUUCAUAGUGAGGGAGCCGCACAUCCAAAGGUCCAUGCAUCUGUAGCCUCAAGAGUUUCGGAUGGGGGUUUGGAAGAUGGUAAAAAGGCGAAAGAUGUGUGCAUGGAGGCAGAAGCGACGAGCUCUCGCGCAAUUGCGCUUUGCCAGUUCGAGGAAAGCGUUAAAAUUCGAGUGCCGGCGGAGCGAUUGUUGGUGUACCGAUACGGCGACGGCUGGGGACCGCUCUGCGCGUUUCUCGAGAAGCCGAUCCCAGACGAUCCCUUUCCUGCCUACGAUAACGGGUUGCGGAUGCUCAAUAACUUGGUGGAGAAGGUGCUCUUUGUUGAUCUAAUCCGUAGGUGGUUACUUGUACUGUUUGGCCUUUGGCUACUCUUCAUGCUUUUGCCCUAUUUUGGCAAAGGGAUUACGUAUUUUAGUGAAAUGUUUCACGAAUAUUCUAUGGCAUUUGGACAUGAUGCAGAUUCAGGGGCUGUGUUUAAGUCUGUGAAAGUAUCUCCAAUUUGUGAGGUCGAGGAAUCCCCUCGUUGA